Molecule: messenger RNA, 4055 nt
Organism: Scheffersomyces stipitis CBS 6054
Lineage: Eukaryota; Fungi; Ascomycota; Pichiomycetes; Serinales; Debaryomycetaceae
Exons: 4
Coding region: 119-4015 (1298 amino acids)
Biological process (GO): astral microtubule depolymerization; mitotic spindle assembly
Cellular component (GO): spindle microtubule; cytoplasmic microtubule; microtubule organizing center
Molecular function (GO): microtubule binding
Source: RefSeq, a predicted model, not a curated record
AUUUCAUUGCUGAACAUUUUCAACAUAUAUAACAUUUACUUUAUCACAUAAACUCAUUCCAGCUUCCAUAUAGUCCCUUCAUUUCUGUCAGCAAAGUCAUUUUUCAUCUUCAUCUAAAAUGCUGCUGCACCACAAGGUCUAUGCAAAUGAGCUUUUCCAGAUUAUGGCAUCGAGGGACGUCGACCAGACAAGAAAGCUCGAAUUAGUAUUAAAGCUAAAGACGAAUAUAAAAAAGGAUGCGGUUGAUAUUGCUCAAGUUCCAACUUAUUUUGAAGCGUUAUCUAUAGGUGUAGACAUUCCCGAUUUGGGUAUUCUGGUAGCCAGCUUUAGCACCCUUGCUCAUUUGAUCAAGAGAGUAAGUAUGCAAGACAAAACAGGAAUGGUGCUUAAAAACCAAAGCUUUCUUGUUUUACCCAUCAUAAUCAACCGAUUGGCCAAUUCAAACACGUCUACGUUGAGUUCAGCAAGAAAAGCAUUGGAGGCAUAUUGGUUCUCAUCACCUCGCGAAGUUGAAAGUGCCAUUUUAGACAUAGCCUUGAAGCACAGAAACACCGACAUAACUCUUGAAGCUGUCCAUUGGCUCCACCACAUCAUAAGCAAUGUCAACCAGCAUUUCAAUCUCACAAGGUUUGUUCCACAGUUAGCUAAACUAUUGGCCACGUACCCAUCGUCGCAUUCUACACAACUACAGAAUUCUAUUAAGUCAUUGCUCUGUGACUACUAUAAUUUUAAACAGAACAGAUUAUACAAAUUCGACUUGGCUCGCGAACUUGAACUUAAGAAUGUUCCUGAUACCAUCAAAGAAUCCAUAAUGCAAAACAUCGCAGGGAUUAACCCAGAAUCUACUUCUGUAACCAAGCCCGAUUCCAAUUUCGUAAUAGCUGUUCAAGACCAUCAAAGCAUACCGUCUGAAGCAGAAACUUUACUUCCAGAAAUUCGCGACAUCAUUUCUAAGUACAACUAUGAAUUAGAUACUUCAAUUAGAUCUGUCAGCUUUGAGGGAUCAGAACAAAUGCUUUCCACAUUCAACGACCUUCUUCCUCCAUUCAACAGCAAGGAAACAGAAUUUAACUGGGGCCAGCGUGAGAAGAAUAUCGUUCAAAUGAGAUCUAUUUUGCGAGGCAAUGCUCCAUCCCUUUAUAGGAGGGAUCUUAUAGUCGGCUUAAAAGAUUCCGCCGAAGCAAUCUGUAAGGCAGUUUCUUCUUUACGAACUACAUUGUCUUCUCAUGGUUGUCAAUUAGUAAAAGAAUGCGCCAUAUUCUUAAAGACUGAUAUUGACUCUCUUGUUGAUCUUUUCAUGCCUUCCUUGGUUAGGCUCUGUGCUGCAACUAAGCAUAUAGCUUCUACAAAUGCCAAUAUGUCCAUUGUUGCUAUAUGUGCGAAUGCUUCCUAUAGCCCAAGACUAUUGCAAAGAAUUGUCAAUGCUACUAACGAGAAAAACGUUCAACCAAGGUCGUACAGUGGUAUUUGGUUGCAAAUCACUGUGUCCCGUUUCUUUAAUUCGCAUUCCUUUCUUUCUUCUCAUGGAUCUACUCCAAAUACAGGGGUCGAUUUGGCGAUGAAAGCAUUAGCAAAAUUGCUCAAGGAUCCAAAUCCAACAGUAAGACAAAUAGCAAAAGAUUCAUACUGGUGUCUUUGGAGAAAGUUGCCAACACAAUCAGAAUUGUUAUUGAGCAAAUUGGAACCCAAGAUUAUCAAAAUUGUGGAAAGAUCAAGACCCAAGGAUGUUUCACACGAGGAAGUUUCGGCCCCUACUCUAAAUAUGCAAAGAUCCCGCCCCUCUUUAAAAGAAACUAUAAUUGAAAGGAACAAGGACCUCAGACUAAAGCAAAGAGAAUUGAAUCAGAGUCACCGUGAAGAGUUACAUAUUAAAAGAGUUGCCACUAGGACCAAUUCUACAAAUGGAUUUAGACAAAAUUCAAUUGAAAGAAACUUAUCGAAUUCUCACAAGCCAGAUUUAAGACCACCCAGCAAGGAAGGAGUAUCUCCAAAGGAUAUAGAACAGGAGAGUGUGCAGCAGGAGACAACACGCACAAAACAGACAGACACAGCACCAGCUUCUAAAGAAGUAGCCUUCGAUGUACAAGCAGAUCCUAUCCUUAAAUUCUUAUCUUCAUAUCAAACAGAUUUAAUAAAGGAAGGAAUCAAUUUACUUAAAUAUGCCAUCAUGGGCGAAGAAGAACUAUCUCCUGAGAUAACCUCAUUAUUGAAGAGUAUCUCUCUCAGACAACCGAAGCUUUUAGAACCUCUUCUUUUAUCCAAUGACAACUUGUUCAAAAGAAGUUUUCAGUUCUUUUCUGCUGAAGACUUCCUUCGUAUUUGCUCAAUAGUUAUUAAUCCAAUCGAAGGAAGAACUAUAGAGCUUUUAAUCUCUAUGAUGACAGUCGAUGAGCUCUACGAGUCGAUAAUCAAAUUGUUGUCGUACUCAAUCAACACAGCUAAUAUAUUAGGAGAUGAUGAACUUACAAUGCAAGUAAUCAAAUACAAAUCUAGCAUCAUUCAAUUGAUUGUGGUUUUCCUUCAGAGCAGCCUUGAAAAGAUACCGAUUCGAGACAGUUAUUUUCUGAAAGUCACUUCAAACUUUUUGGAGUUGGUAAGCAUUUUGAAAUCAACUGAUAUUUACCCUGAGUUCUCGAAAUUACUAGCUAAGCUUUAUUCAAUCAAUAUAGCGCUAUUCGUAUCCGAAUUGGAUCUUGUUGACAUCAAUACAAAAGAAGAAGUUGAAUAUAUUGUUGGAAUCGACCAUACACUAAGUAUGAAGAAUAUUCCCAAUACAAUGCCUAAUUCUUUAUUUGAGUUGACCGAAGUUCAAAAGACCCAUAGCUAUGACGGCUUCUCGCCAGUCAAAACAAAUCAAGAUUUUACUAUGAUAUGGCCAGAAAGGAAAGACAACGAUGAUUACAAUUUCAUUCCCAAAAGUGCAAAUGAUUCUCAGAAGAAUAUUGCAGCUCAAUUUCAAGGAUUCAACCAUCAUGAAAGUAAAUCUGAAGAUCCUGUGAAAGAAUAUAGUGAUAAUUUAGCUCAGGUUCAAAUAUGCGAGCAGCCGCCCUCUCUCAUUGACCAGAAUGUCCAACUCCAGACUUUUCUUGAUAAGGUUGAUCCGUUGAAGAGCAUCUCCAACAGAAAUAAACCCAUUGCAAUUUAUGAAGAUUCGAAGGGUUCUCCUCAGAAACUAAAGGAACACAGAUAUUCAGAAUUCAAUUGGUUUAACUUUCAGGUUGCAAGAUUGCAACUCGAAUCAGACGAUGACGAGGUCGAAGACAAUGAAACUACUGAAGACGAUUACAGUGAGUUAUUGAUGGAUGUAUGCGAGAGUUUGAAGUCGUUAGAAUUAGAUUCUAAGACCUUAACAACUGCACUUGAUUUACUUCAGAAUAUGCAUAGGUUUGGAUUCGAGUUUGUUAAGUACUAUGAAAAUGAAGGAGCCAAAUUAAUGGAGGAAUCUCUCUGGCAAUUUUUCCAUGAUUGCAACAAAGUUUCCAUUACCAACAAAGUCAGAGGAUUAGUAUUAUUGAAGCAAUUAUUAAUCAUCCAUUCGAAACUAGACUUGGCCAACUUAUGGACAACAUUGAUCAAUGUUGCAUGCCUUCCAGAUUCUGAAAACGAGAUCGCGUUUGCUCUACGUGAUAUUUCCUCCGAAAUUCUUUCUGGUCUUUACCGGAGUGAUGAAUUGCUUGAUGUUUUAUUCAGUUCAUUUACAAGCGACCACUUAUCGAGAGCACUGACAUUCAUUUUGGGGACACUUUCAAAAGUCUUGGAUUCCACAUCAAUCCCAGAAUUGUUAAGUGAUUCAAUUCUUCAACAGAUUGAUCGAGUUCUUAGGAACUUUGUUAAUAGCAGAAAUGCCGAGUGUCGAAGAUAUGCUAUUCUUUGUUACGGGAAGCUUGUCAAAUCCUCCAGAGUUAGUUUUGCGGGAAAAUCUCCCGACAACACAAUUCUAGACGGAAUCAUUCAGAGAUUUUCCCCAAGCCAGAGAAGAUUGGUGGAAUACUAUAGUCAAGACCCAAAGAGCUAGAAUUUUACACUGAAAUAAUAAGCAGAGAAUUUAUUAACAU